AUGCUCGCCUAGCUGUGAGGAGCUUCUCUUGCCCGGCUCCCCUUGUGUGCGUAAAACUUUCUAAUGAAAUCCCACAUUUAUUUUUGACCAAUUUAGAAUUCGUUCUACUUAGGGUCAAGAGGGAUUCAAGACACUCAAAGAACUUUCCCUGCUAAAGAAAACUCAGAAUCAUGGAGCCCAUUUCUACGGCGGGAGGGGCUGAGGAAGAGCACCAUGGAAACUACUCACCAAAUCCAUCUGCAGAGGCGCCGCCUGGAAAGCACGCAGUGUCAGAGGCCUUGGAAGAGGUGCAGGAGGAGUUGAUAGAACAUCAACCUCUGGAGCAGGAAGACCUGAACUUUGAGAAAUGGAAGCCCAAGCCCAAACCUAAGAGAACGCUCCACGAGAAAGCAGGCGAUGUGAAGACAUAUCUGUGGAACGCAGAGACCAGAGAGUUCAUGGGCCGCACUGGGCAUAGCUGGUUUCUGAUCAUCCUCUUCUACACGGCACUGUAUGCAUUCCUGGCAGCCAUGUUUGGUGCCUGUAUGUGGUGCCUCAUGCUGUCUAUCAGCCCCUACCAUCCAACCCACAACGACAGGGUGAUGCCACCAGGUAUGACGAUGUCCCCACAACUGGAUGGGCACUAUGAGAUUGCCUUCAAUGCAUCUGACCGCAAGUCUUGGAAGAAGUAUGCAAAGCUAAUGGAAGAACAACUAAGACCAUACAAUGAUGCCGUACAGGAGCAGAGGAACAUCCAGUGUCCGCAGGACGCGUACUUCAUGCAGGAUGAACAAGGGGAAAGCGCAGAGAGGAAGGCGUGCCAGUUCAAGAGGUCCUGGCUGGGCGAGUGCUCGGGGCUCCAGGACCCCCACUUUGGAUUCUCCCAGGGGAAACCCUGCAUCCUCCUCCGAAUGAACCGGAUACUGGGCUAUUUACCUGGCCAUGGCACUCCCGUAAACGUGACCUGUGGAGUCAAGAAAGGUGCGCCAGAAAGCUUAGGAGAACUUCAGUUCUUCCCAAAAAGCAUUUUCAACCUGAUGUACUACCCUUACUAUGGGAAGCUGAGACAUGUAAACUACACAGCACCGGUGGUGGCCGUGCGCUUCAAUGGGCUGCAGUAUGACACCCACAUUGUUGUAAAAUGCAAACUCAAUGGCAAGGGCAUCAUCAAUGAUUCGCCUACCGAUCGCUUCCUAGGCAGUGUGUCCUUCUCCUUCGAUGUGGGCGCAUAGUAGUAUUCCCCAUGCUGAAUGCUGUCCCCAUGACAACCAGGAGAAAAGAGAAUAUAGGAAAAAAUAACAUUAUGUUGAAUCCUUGUUUUGCAUAAAAUAGUUGACCAGCUUCUCUCUUCUCCCAUUUCCUCAUGUACUCUUGUGCCUUUUGCUGAAAAAAGCAAUCAUUUGGAAUGUUAAUGGAUCAUAAGCACACAACACACGACACAGACACCUCACAGAUAGUCUUGAGCACAAGCUAAGUAUAGAAACUGAAUAUUACCAUUGAAUACUUAGCUAGAUUAAUGCCACUAGCUAGGUUUAUGAAACACAAGGCUCAUCUCACAGGUAGUUUGUCUCUGUAGCUAUGCAAUUUAUAAUUUAAGACAUUAUUAAUAGACAUAAAUACCCACUGUACAAUUAGGAUAUAAGAGGAACAUGUUAAGCACAUUUUGAUUUUAAAUCAAAUUGUGUACUAAUUUCUUUUGAGUUUGUACUUUUCAACAGCAUAUCUAUUGUGUUUUGUAGACUCCAAGGGCUACAAUAUGAAGAAUGGUGAAGGCAGGACACUUUUACUUACGCAGUAAGAUAAACAGUAAAUGACUAGGUUACAUUUCAGUAAGAUAAACAGUAAAUGACUAGGUUACAUUUCAGUAAGAUAAACAGUAAAUGACUAGGUUACAUUUCAGUAAGAUAAACAGUAAAUGACUAGGUUACAUUUCAGUAAGAUAAACAGUAAAUGACUAGGUUACAUUUCAGUAAGAUAAACAGUAAAUGACUAGGUUACAUUUCAGGUUUUACAUAGUAAGCUAAACAGUAAAUGACUAGGUUACAUUUCAAUAAGAUAAACAGUAAAUGACUAGGUUACAUUUCAGUAAGAUAAACAGUAAAUGACUAGGUUACAUUUCAAUAAGAUAAACAGUAAAUGACUAGGUUACAUUUCAGUAAGAUAAACAGUAAAUGACUAGGUUACAUUUCAGUAAGAUAAACAGUAAAUGACUAGGUUACAUUUCAGUAAGAUAAACAGUAAAUGACUAGGUUACAUUUCAGUAAGAUAAACAGUAAAUGACUAGGUUACAUUUCAGUAAGAUAAACAGUAAAUGACUAGGUUACAUUUCAGUAAGAUAAACAGUAAAUGACUAGGUUACAUUUCAGUAAGAUAAACAGUAAAUGACUAGGUUACAUUUCAAUAAGAUAAACAGUAAAUGACUAGGUUAAAUUUCAGUAAGAUAAACAGUAAAUGACUAGGUUACAUUUCAGUAAGAUAAACAGUAAAUGACUAGGUUACAUUUCAGUAAGAUAAACAGUAAAUGACUAGGUUACAUUUCAAUAAGAUAAACAGUAAAUGACUAGGUUACAUUUCAGUAAGAUAAACAGUAAAUGACUAGGUUACAUUUCAGUAAGAUAAACAGUAAAUGACUAGGUUACAUUUCAAUAAGAUAAACAGUAAAUGACUAGGUUACAUUUCAGUAAGAUAAACAGUAAAUGACUAGGUUACAUUUCAGUAAGAUAAACAGUAAAUGACUAGGUUACAUUUCAGUAAGAUAAACAGUAAAUGACUAGGUUACAUUUCAGUAAGAUAAACAGUAAAUGACUAGGUUACAUUUCAGGUUUUGUUGUUGUUUUUUGAUAGCUCCUUAUUCUACAUUUAUUGAUAAUAUACAUUGAGUGUACAAAACAUUAAUAUUGAGUUGCACCCCCGUUUGCUCUCAGAACAGCCUCAAUUUGUUGGGGCAUGGGCUCUACAAGGUGUCAAAAGCAUUCCACAGGGAUGCUGGCCCAUGUUGCUCCAAUGCUUCCCACAAUUGUGUCAAGUUGGCUGGAUGUCCUUUAGGUAGUGGACCAUUGUUGAUACACAUGGGAAACUAUUGAGUGUGAAAAAUCCAGCAGCGUUGCAGUUCUUGACACAAACCGGUGUGCCUGGCACCUACUACCAUACCCUGUUCAAAGGCACUGAAAUCUUUUGUCUUGCCCAUUCACCCUUUGAAUGGCACACAUACACAAUCCAUGUCUCAAUUGUCUCAAGGCUUAAAAAUCCAUAUUUAACCUGUCUCAUCCCCUUCAUCUACACGGAUUGAAGUGGAUUUAACAAGGGAUCAUAGCUUUCACCUGGAUUUACCUGGUCAGUCUAUGUCAUGGAAAGAGCCGGUGUCCUUAAUGUUUUGUAUACUCAGCAUAUGCUGCCAUUUUUAUUUUAUUUUGUAUGAACACAAGACUGCUACUGAGACUGUAAUACUGCAGGCUGACUUUGAUCUCUAUAUUAGCUGAUGGAAAGUAAGAUCUACUGUGGAAACCGACAGAGGUCACAUUGUUGCUAAACUUGUACGCCAGUCUUGCACACUCUUCAUGAAAUAACAGGCUAUUUUGAUUUAGGCCUAGAAUUAAUCCUUGUUACUGUACCUUUUCUAUGAUUCUACUAAACCUGGUAUCCAUGUAUUUAUUCUGAUAUAUACUAUAAUAAAUACAAUGUUGAUAAGAACAA
This is a messenger RNA of Oncorhynchus keta (chum salmon), 3672 nucleotides long. RefSeq names its product protein ATP1B4-like. Bases 171 to 1211 code for a protein of 346 amino acids. The transcript has 11 exons. The record is from RefSeq and is a predicted model, not a curated record. Gene Ontology annotation, cellular component: sodium:potassium-exchanging ATPase complex; nuclear inner membrane. NCBI's taxonomy places the organism in Eukaryota, Metazoa, Chordata, Actinopteri, Salmoniformes, Salmonidae. Gene Ontology annotation, biological process: potassium ion transport; regulation of DNA-templated transcription; sodium ion transport.